UGGUAGCGGCGGCGGCUCUGGUGGCGUUUUUACGAUCGGUGGUUAUAUGGAUGAAGACAAGUAUAACCUCAAGAAUCCGGCGGUGAAGAGGAUCUUACAAGAGGUUAAGGAGAUGCAAUCCAAUCCGUCUGAUGAUUUCAUGAGCCUACCUCUCGAGGAGAAUAUAUUUGAAUGGCAAUUCGCAAUUAGGGGUCCGAGGGAUUCUGAAUUUGAAGGAGGGAUUUAUCAUGGAAGGAUCCAAUUGCCUGCUGAGUAUCCAUUUAAGCCACCUUCUUUUACGUUGCUUACUCCAAAUGGACGAUUCGAAACCCAAACUAAGAUUUGCUUGAGCAUAUCAAAUCACCAUCCGGAGCAUUGGCAACCAUCUUGGAGUGUGAGGACUGCUCUAGUGGCACUGAUUGCAUUCAUGCCCACCAGCCCGAAUGGUGCUUUAGGUUCUCUAGAAUAUACAAAAGAAGAGCGGCUCGCCCUAGCCAUCAAGUCUCGUGAUGCAGCACCUAAAUUCGGGAAUCCAGAACGCCAGAAACUUAUUGAUGAGAUACAUGAAUAUAUGCUAAGCAAGACUCCCCAUGUUCCUCAACAUAGUCCUUCACUUUCCUCAGAUGAACACCCUAUCGAAAGGGAAGGAGAAGCCAAGGCCCAUCAGCAAGAUUCUGUUACCGUCGAUGCUGAGGCCGAGCACCCGAAUCAAGAAGCAAGUGACAGGGUUGUCGAAGAACAACCCGUGGAUGCUGGGAUUGAACACCCAAAUGAAGAAGUAGGUGGCGGGGUUGUAGAAGAACAACCUGUGGAUCCUGGCAACGCUUAUCCCUUUCCCGCAUACACAAGAGUUGUGAGAGAGAUUCCUGCAGGGGCACCAAGAAACCAGCCACUGCAAAGGCCAAAGAUGAGGGUUCAACAAUCUGCUGUCGCUGACCGCUUGUUUACAUGGGCUGCUGUCGGACUUACUAUCGCAAUUUUGGUUCUUUUGUUUAAGAGGUUCAUCAAAUCGGGUGGUCAUGGUGCUGUUUUCAUGGGUGGUUCAUAGUUCCACCAACAGAGAAAUCUAUCAAAAUAUAUGUUUGUUUUUAAAUUAGGAUGGGAUCAAUUUGAAGUAUAUUGAGCUUUUGUAAUUAAUUUAUGUAAGCAGGAUUAAUACACUUAUAUGUUUUUCAAUUUAAUAAAAAGUAUAUUUUAUAAUU
Molecule: messenger RNA, 1181 nt
Organism: Hibiscus syriacus
Lineage: Eukaryota; Viridiplantae; Streptophyta; Magnoliopsida; Malvales; Malvaceae
Product: ubiquitin-conjugating enzyme E2 32-like
Exons: 5
Coding region: 47-1027 (326 amino acids)
Source: RefSeq, a predicted model, not a curated record